Molecule: messenger RNA, 1192 nt
Organism: Hibiscus syriacus
Lineage: Eukaryota; Viridiplantae; Streptophyta; Magnoliopsida; Malvales; Malvaceae
Product: clathrin light chain 2-like
Exons: 3
Coding region: 82-939 (285 amino acids)
Biological process (GO): intracellular protein transport; clathrin-dependent endocytosis; clathrin coat assembly
Cellular component (GO): clathrin coat of coated pit; plasma membrane; clathrin coat of trans-Golgi network vesicle
Molecular function (GO): structural molecule activity; clathrin heavy chain binding
Source: RefSeq, a predicted model, not a curated record
UAUACAGAGCGAUAGAGAUUCGCAGAAACAUCAGCUAUCGGGCUGGAUCUGGUCGAGACAAAUAGAGCCUUCUAAAAAUCGAUGUCGUCUUUUGAUGAUGAUGGCUACUUAGGCUACGACCCUCGCCUCGCUUCCCACCAAUCCCAGUCCUUCGACACCGACUCGGUCAAGGACUCAGUGGCCGAUCCCGCUCCGAUGUUCAACAAUCAAUCCCAGAGUGCUGGUGGAGAUGACGUCUUCUCAUCUCAAUCAAUACCCGAAACACCUUCUCCACCUCCGAUCUACGGUAGCGGCGGUGAACACUCUACUUUCUCAUCGGAGCAAAACGGAGAGGUAGUCAACGGAUAUCAUUUUGGAGGAUCGGACGGGCCGACCUUGCCUCCGCCUGUUGAGAUGGUGCCAGAAGAAGGCUCUGCUUUGAGAGAGUGGCGCAGAGAGAAUCUGAUCCGACUGCUGGAGAAGGAGAAGGAGGAGAAGGAGAUGGUGGAGCAAAUAAUAAAGGAAGCAGAUGAGUAUAAAGCUGAAUUCUAUAGGAAGAUAACUAUAGGUAUUGAAAAUAACAAAGCGUCCAACAGAGAUAAGGAGAAGAUAUAUGUACAAAACCGGGAGAAGUUCCAUGGCGAGGCGGAGAAAAAUUACUGGAAUGCAAUUGCCGGGAGAAGCGUCCCGCACGAGUUGCCAACUAUAGAGAAGAAGGGAAAGAAGGAUAAAGAAUUAAAGCAACCUUCCAUUGUUGUUAUCCAGGGACCUAAGCCGGGAAAGCCAACUGAUCUCUCAAGGAUGCGAAAGAUACUUGUGAAGCUCAAGUAUAAUCCCCCUCCCCACAUGAAGACCAAACCGCCACCGACACCAGAGGCCAAGAAAGAUGCUCCCGGUGGACCUCCUCCUCCACCACAGGUGGCUGCUGCAGCUAAUCCGGAGUCGAUUGCUUCUGCUUGAGGGUUGAGAAUGAAGCAGCUGAUUGGUGGAUCCUAGUUUGACAAGUACAUCAUUGUAAUAUACGUUAAUUAGUUUGUAUAAUCCUUGCUUUGCGUUCUGUUUGCAGGUAGUUAUGGGCAUCAUCUCAAAUUAGGCAUCGAGCGGUUGUGUGCUUGUGAACUAAACCUUCUUUUUCUUUUGGGCAUGUGAACCAAACAUUUCGUUACUAGGCAUAUGAAUCUAUGUGAAUAUAUGCUCUAUACUUUACUUUGGA